AUGAAGCUCCCCAAUGGUCUCGCAAGGGGGAUCUGUAGCAUCCUACGAUGGACCAGUUCGUCCUUUGCACGAUGUUUUCUAGCGAGACGGCCUCUCGCCCGAUUGCUCUCCACCUUCCUUUGCUCCGUUGUGAUUGCUAUCAGGCCUUUCUCUCGUCUGGGAGGCCAGUACGCGUUUCUGGUCCUUGCUCUCAAGGAGCUCGUAUUCUCUGUUCAGGAGAACCUCUCCCAGCAACUCGAGCUCACUUGCCUUAAUAUUCUUGGGGCAUUGCUUGGGAUCGGAGUAUCCACACUUGCGAAAUAUCUCGCUUCGUUGGCCGGUCCUGAUACUACAGGGGCCAGGACCAUCUGUGCGGUGUUCCUCAUUCUCAUCAGCUUCCUAGCCGGGAUCACAAAGAGCAGGCUUGUGCGAUUGCAGCUAUCGACACGCAUAUCGUGCUUCAUAUCGAUCUGGCUAUUGACAAACGAUAUUGGCGUACCCGACCGCGUGCUAGUAGAUUCGAGCUAUCUCCUUUGGAUAACGCUCUCUGCAGCGGUGAUCUGCAUGGUCUCUUUGCUCACUAUGAUGGUAGUAUUCCGUGGUUCAAGCACAAAUUUUGAGUCCGAAACAGCGUCUAUCUUUGCUCUACUCCAAGAAUGCCUUUCCUCGAGCCUUUAUCGUAUUGGGGCCCGGGAAACGAAGAUGGAAGUGACAUUCUAUCGCCAGCUCCAUGAUCAACUACUCCGCCGAUCCAUCAUGCUGAACGAGUCCUAUUCGCAAGCGGCUUUUGAAUUGCGCAUAGGCCGCCUGAGUCUCCAAUCGAUCCACCCCUUUGUGGGGAUCAUCGAGCACCUCCGUCGUGAGUUAGCUUGGGGUUUGGCGCCAGUCAAACCCCUUCGUAGCGCUCCUGGUACCCCUCGGUCUCCACCUAUACCUGGAACGCCUGAUACUCCUCGAUCUCUUCGAAGCGCCACUCCGAGUUUGCACGAAUACUUUUCUCGGGUGCAUCAUGACCUCGCUUUCGUAUCCGUAUUAGAGCCACCUGCUCUGGAACUCGCGAACGCCAUCCUCGAGGCGAUGAACACGGUUGAACGUCUGAUCGUCCUGACUUUUCAGAAAUCGUAUGCAGCGGAGGUUGCAUCCAGUUCCUCCGAGAAUCUGCAGGUGGAGGCAGGGUCACACAAAGCCGCCGUACACGCUGCUGAGCGCAAGCUCGUCGUAACGAGGGACAGCAUGCGCGAGGUUCUGAAGCAUGUAUUCGAUCAGGUCGACAUGCACCAACGCGCCGAGGGCAAGAAAGCGCACCUGCCCAAGGAGAUCUUCGAUUGCAGUCUAGCAGCGAUCGCCCUUCUCCAGAUGACACAGGAGAUGGGCAGGGCGCUGCAGGUGGCGCGACAAGUCGCUACAUCGUAUGAAGAAUCGAAGAUACGCCUGUGGUACCCGCGCGUUUCCCUGCAAUGGCUCGGCGUCCCUCCAGGACCAUUCAUCUCCGAUGACAACGGCGAGCUGGUGUACGGUCUGAGGCUGGCAAACGAUGACGUCGGCACAACCGUUGGUGCAGACGAACGCCUGACCAUUAUAGAGGCGCGGCAGGGCCUUGCUGAGCGCGCGUAUUCCUUUACGCUGCACAAGGGUCGGCCCCUUCCUGCCGGGGGCCUAGCGGCGCGGUACAAGGUGUACGCGGCAGCGUCGGCAAGCAAGAUGGAGUUGCGGCUGAGAGCUGCAAAAGUGUGGUCCUGGCGAUUCUGGAGCGGUUGGAUGGGGAAAGUGUGGUCCAGUUAUAACAUGUUGCGGGCGCGGGUGUGGUUGUCGAAGCGCUAUCGGUCGUUCCAGCAUUCAAACCAUUGGAAGCAUGGGCUGAAGAACGCGGUUGGAGUGGCCGUCCUGACCUUCCCUGCAUUCAUGCCGGCACAUUCGGCUGGAAGAGAAUGGUUUCAAGACUGGCGGGGGCAGUGGAUGACCAUCAGCUAUUUGUGGGUCCUAGAGACGAACACGGGGGCGACAUGGCGUACCGGAUAUCUACGAUUGUUUGGAACGCUACUAGGAGCGGUGUAUGCGUAUGUGACCACAAUCAUCUGCAAAAACAAUCCGUACGGACUAGUUGCGAUGGUCACCGCGUUCGACAUACUGAUAACAUGGAUCAUCCUGAAUACGUCGGUCGCACCUAUGGGAUGUCCUGCAUCUGUCACGCUGCCUCCCAUUGUCUUCGCACACUAUGUCAGUCCUACACUGGCAACAUCCGCCCUUAAGCUCUCUAGCGUGCGAGCAGUGAUGAUUGCUGCCGGAAUCGUCGCAGCGCUUCUCAUGAAUAGCCUGCUGUUCCCGCGACAUUGCCGCGUCUUGUUUUUGUCUGACACGAGUCGGACACUCGGACUACUCAGUAGCCUAUAUCUGACGCUGAGCCAUGACAUGUUCAGAAUACAUCGGAAGCGUAUACACGAGGAGAUGCGAAAGACUCUGAAACUGGAGCUGCAGAUUCGCAGCGCGCUUUAUCGCCUCACCACCCUCCUCAAAACCAUGGACAAUGAGCUGAGCCUCCUUCCAAAACCGUUACGGCAUUAUCGCGAGAUGGUGAUAGUCAUGCAGAAGCUCCUUGAUCUUAUGACCGGGCUUCGGAAGAUAAGGGAGAACAUCCCGCGCAAGGAAACUGUGGCUAAGGUUUUCAAGGAACGGCGCGAAUUCAUGUCCUGUGUCUGUAUUAUCCUCUAUGCGUGUCAGCACGCGUUCCGUGCGCGAGAGCCGCUGCCACAGUUCCUCCCAUCUGCGAGGCAUGCGUUCGCGAACCUUGAAUCCCAUGUCCAGGACUGUAUCCGUCAGGCCAGGGACGAAGAGCCGCAUGCGCUUGGUCUGUCGCUCGUGUAUGCGUUCGCAGAGCAGGAGGUGAUGCAAAACCUUGUUGAUACACUCGAAGAGCUACUCGAGCUUACGGGCCGAUUGUUUGGGACGUCUGCAUGGCUUACACAUGAAUCCCACUUCUCGCGGACGAGCACGAUGGAGGAGGGACAUGACCAUGGUUGGUAUAGUACGUGGAGGCAAGACGAAUAG
Molecule: messenger RNA, 3024 nt
Organism: Dichomitus squalens LYAD-421 SS1
Lineage: Eukaryota; Fungi; Basidiomycota; Agaricomycetes; Polyporales; Polyporaceae
Exons: 16
Coding region: 1-3024 (1007 amino acids)
Source: RefSeq, a predicted model, not a curated record